GAUUCUUUGUGACUGUUUUCACGGAUGAUCAUGCUUUUUCAGUUCUUUCUUUUUCACUUUGGACAACAUAAACUUUGAUUACUUUACCUGACUGGUUAUUUCUCCCGUUAGAAGUUUGUUUUGGCUGGAUCGGGAACGUAAAUAACUUCUUUAUCCUUCCGAAAUGCUGAUCAAAUGUGGCGAAUAAUAUUGGCAUUUUUUGUGCCGAAACGAUGGCGAACUACUUCAUACCUCUUACUCCUUCUUCUCGGUACAGUAUUUAUUUUUGUGUGGAUAGCAAAACUACGCAGCAGAUACAAUAUAAUAGACUUUGGAUUCCGCUACGAAGAAACUGAUGUUUGGCUUACCAUUGAUGAAAUUGGCCUCAAUGAAUGUCCUGUUUGCUUUGGGCACAAUAAAUCUAUUUGCCGGGGGAUUUUAGAGAGAAAUGUUAAAUUGCAACACAAGAACGUUACUGUAACAAGUGAACAUUGGAAGCCCAGAGCUCACAGCUUGUGGAAUGAUGAACGAAUUUCCAUUAAGCACUUUGGAAAUGCUAGCGAGUUUUACAAAAUUGAUAAUGAACUCUGCAGCCUAAUUGGAAAGAUAAAUUCUCCAUGCAGAGUUCGAGAAGUAGCAUGGAAUUCAUUUCUUAAUCCUUCAUCUGUAGAAAGGUUGGUAACGAUAAGAUAACAUAAGAUACUUUAUUUAAAGUGGAGUUUAGGCCUGUUUCAAACAUCGUGCUACUGCCUUGCUAAGCUGGCUCGACUGUAGCUCGACUGCAGCAUGGCACUAUGACACUAGCACGACUUGGUUUCAGAUAUCGAGUUUAAUUCAGUCGGAAUAGGACGGCUGUUGACGAAAACAAAGCACAAAAAUAAAGAAAUGGUUUAGCAGACUUCUAAAUGUAUUCUAAUGUAUUUACGAUUUAUGAAUUGAGUUUGGCACGGCAGUAGCAUGACGUUUGAAACCAAGUCGAGCUACUCUGUGUAGCAAGGCGAGGCUUGCUACAUGGCAGUGGCACGACUUGGUUUCAAACGUCACGCUAAUGUCGUGCUAAAGUCGCAUUUAAUUCGCUCAAUUGAGUUCAGCAUGGCAACGUUUGAAACGGGCCUUAGCUUAGUUUAAUCAGCUAGUUUACAGGUAGUCCAUGGCCCUUUAAGUAUAUUCUGAAAAUUAAAAACUGACACCGGGAUGCCGUGUACAAAUAUAUCUGGCAUCAGUUGAUAAAAUCUGCAAUAACUGAAGCAGUUGAAUCUCUUCACAAACAAUAUUAUUCUUCAAUGAAACCCUUUUACUGACUCAGUUACUGCCAGUCCUCUGUUUAACAUGCAUAGUGGUAGUAGGGUUUGAUUAAAAUGGAGAAGAGAGAAGGGACCCUUGGAAAUCCUGCUUUCAAGAUGGCAGACAAAUUAAUGAGGUCCUCUUAGGAGGUUAUGUAUGCAGUGCUGGAUCCAGAACCUGACAUAAGCGGUGGGGGGGGGGGAGGCCCAGUAUCCCAAAAAGUUUUUUUGGUUUGGUCUAAAAAUAGGCGGGGGGGCACAGCCAUCCCGGCCCCUCCACCACUGGUAUGUAUGUCCCUAAUCUGAAUUACAAAUAUGGUCAUUUUACAUUUUGAGGAGUAGGCCACACCCCUGUCAGUAUUCAACCCUACUUUACACACAACUGUAUGUCGUUUUUGGCCAUUUCAUCUAGUCUUUUGUUGCUGUUGCUUGUCAUAAUUUUACCCUAAUGGAUGGCUCAAAAUUACAAAGUUGGAAAGGACUUUUCAACUUUUAGAACAAUGUUUUGACCAAUUUUUCUCAGUGGUCUCUCUCCCUUGCUUUCCUUGUUUCCAUCCCAACUUGUGCAAGACCUGUGAGGAGUUCAAUGAGAGACAUCUGUGGAGAGUCAGGGUGUUGAUUUGGCAUGGGAGAUUGGAGAAUUCUCCGUUUACUAUGCAGGAUUCUUUGGCUAACGUUCGGUAGCCUUUGACUAGUUUUCACUCAGAUGUGGACCUUGUUUCAAAAUAUUCUCCUGUAACGUUACACCUUUCUCCUUCUACUAGAAUUCUUAAUGAAAACCCUGGGUGAGUCAACCAUUUGAAACCUCAAGUUUUUUUACCUUUUUGUUUUCAGUGCAAUACAAGACACAAUGGAGUGUCCAUCACUAAGACUGAUGACAAAACUAAAGCAGAUAUACAGCACAGAAGGAGUUCAGCAAGUUAACCACAACAACAUGCUUUACCUAACUUCUACUUUAUACUUGAAUCAGGAACCAGUCAUCUUUCAGGUGGGAACUGAAUGCUUUUGGGCAACAGCAAUAGUAAUUUACAUGUAAUUGCUGUCCUUUUUUCAUGAGGUUCAGAAAUAUUUUGAUUGAAGUGCUGAGGGUAUGUAAUCCACCUUAUUGUCAAAAAUCAUGUUUCCUCUCUCUUCAGGGUAAAUGAGACGGGUUAGUGGAUCCAAACAUCUUGCCUUCAGUGCCUUGCAGUCCCAGCUUCCACCCAUUUUUUUCUUGGCUUCCUCCCUUUUGCAUAAUUUCCCGUAGGUGGCUAUAGUUUGCAAGGCCAUCUCCUAGCCGUUUGUCACUAAUACAUCACCGAAAAGCAUUGACCAAGAAUUUUAAAAGACUUGGAAAGAUGCUGCAAGAGACUAGCUACUGAUAAUGCUACAAAUGGCAAAUGAAUUUUUCUUUCCCUAUUGUCGCCAUGGUUGCUUAUUUUUCUGUUGUUGUUUAUAACUUUUUCUCUUAUAACCUCUUUAGCUGUUUCCUGCCGAGAAUGGUUGGCCUUUCCCCAAGUUGUAUGGAUUCUGUGGCCGAGCAGUUGUUGUUGAGGAUGCUGGUCUUCCUCUUGAUUUGUUUCUGUCAGAACCUUGGAUAGAGAGAGCAAAGCUAGCCUUAGAAGUUAUCAAGAUAGCAAAACGAUUGACAAGCAAUCAAGAACACUGGGGACUGUAUUUGAAGGAGGUUUCUAUGGGUAAUUUUGCAGUAUCCACUAACAGGACAGUGAAGCUGGUUGAUGCAGAGCAAGUAUUGGUGGUGGAUCUGACAGAGUCAAAUGUCACAGGUAGUAAUUUUUAGUUAGGAAGGAAAUUGUUGAAAUUAGCUGAAAUCAGCCCUAUGUAACAAAAUGGUUCAUCUGGAGAGAAAAUAUCAUCUUUCUCAAAUAAGCAAUUGAAAUGUAGGUAUUUGUUUAUAAGAGGGUGCUUACUACAUUAUAUUUCACAAACUAACAGUGUUGGACGUAGGCCAUCCCCAUUGACAUGGCCCACGUUUUGUGCAACACGGUGCCAGGGUUUUAUGAAACUAUUCAAGCCGUCCCUCCAUCUCAUUCUUGGUCUUCCUCGGUUCCUUGUGUGUCCAUGGGGCGUCCAGAAGGUUAACGCGGGUUGUCCAGUGGUUGCCUGUUCUUGUCGCCACAUGACCAGUCCAAUUCCAUUUGAGUCUGCUUAUCAUUUCCGUGCUACCUCUUUCUUUGGUUUUUUCUUUGAGAGUCCAAAUGCAAAUGGCUAGGGAUAUCAGAAUCACUUCAUAGACAGCAGAGCAGGGGGGCAGGGGGGUGUGAAGCCCCACAAACAAAAAGUUGGGUUAGCAGACCCCCCCUCAAUGCUUUGGUGCGAAAAAAACACUUUUAUGUGUGAAUUACAAUACCCGUGACGUCAGCGACUUCAUAGCCCUCAUUUUCUGCCCUCAGAGGGGACUCAAUAACUACCUACGAAGCAUAAUGAAGCAGGACCGUCUGAACAACUGCCUACCGAUUAGGCCUUUCCAGAUUCUGCUCGGCAACGUUUUAGCAACUUUUAGGAUUUUGAGCAACUUUUUUCAGAGAGCAACUUCUAACAACUUUUCGGAAAACUAGCACUUUUUUGGUAACUUUUGGGCUAUUUUGAACCAAAAUUAAUGCUGAAUAACCCCUUUUUUUUAAAUAAAUGUUGUGGUUCAAUUUUAUGCUUGGUUUAAGUUUUAUUUUCUUUUGUUUUUGGGUAUGGUAAUGUAUGAUAAUGAGUUUGAAACAAAAGAAAAUAAAAUUUAAACCAAGGAUAAAAUUGAACCACAACAUAAACAAGUUAAAAUUCUCUUGGUUAAAAUUCUAAACAUCUUUCUAGUAAAACUCAUAUUUUUACCGUUUGAAAGGGUAUCAUGUGGACGUGGUAAUUAAUUACAAGAAUUGGGUUUGGCUUUGGGUAGCCUAAAUCUCGUUGCCAGGGCUUUUCCUUUCUUGUGGGGGCGACUGAAAACGCACGAAAACAACAGUUAGCUAUUGUAGAUUUGUAAACCAGAUUGUUACACUUACUGCCCAAUUUUUUGUAACUAGCCACUUAGAUUUAACUAAACGUUGCGUAAUUUGUUGUAUCUAGUUACUUAGUUGUACCUUAAUGUUGAUUACAAAGCAGUUGUUAUUAAAAUUAGACAUGCUGUCUUAAAAAUAUUCGAACAACUUAAUACAAAAUUUUUGAGCGACUUUUUAGCUUUUUCGGAGCAGAAUCGGGAAAAGCCUUCUACUGAUGCAUUAUCACAAAUCGAUUACGGACACACUAGACACUGUGAAGAUUGCAAAGAGGUUUGUUUAUGCCAACGAACAACGCAAAGGGCAUUUUGAAAAUUCUGAAUUAGGGGUAUGCGCAUUGCUGAGUAAAAGAUGAGCCCCCACGUUUCAAAAGGCUCCGCCGCCUCAGCAUUUUUACCUGUUUUUUCUUUUUUGUAGCUGAAAAGAAGAAGACCAAUAAUCAGUGUGCAAACACAGAGGUGAAAUGCUUGUCUUUUUUCCCAAUUGAGCUCUGCCAAGGGACAAUACGAGAUCAAAACUAUUACGCCGUUUGCCGCAGUGUAUUAGCAGAUAUCGGGAGCAGACGAGGCUUGUUACAUUCCCCUCCAGAGGAAAACGAUUUUAAAGUGAUGUUUCACGACGCAUUGACCGAAUGUGUAGAGGCAAAGAAGAUUAGAAGAACGGAAGCUAUUGAACUUGUUAUGGGCUUACUACAGAGCAAAAUAAAUCAAGCAAAUGUGAAAUAGUAAUUAUUUUGUUCUUAGCACACGUAUGUUUUGUUACCUACGGAAAAAGGGUAUGGACAUUUAUUUAACAGUUAUUGUUAUUAAUAUUGAAAAAAAAAAAGAACUAUACGUAUUUAAGAAAACGAUAUUAUAUUUUCAAAGUGGGAUGUAAACUAAAAAUGGUUCCUUUUGUGUUGACAAAUAUCAUCCUCGGAGACCCAGGGCAGAUAGUGGGGGCGAUAGUGGGCGCAAUUCUGCCUUCUGAUUGGUGCCAGAAAACGUUUGUGUUUUUCUGCCCAAUCAGAAGGCAGAACGGCGGCGACCGUUUGGAACUGGUCUUGUAAGACAUUGUCCCCAGGGGCUCUUCACGCCGUUCUUUACUUUUCUUCGUGCCAUAUUUUUCCGCCCGUUUAGACUUUCCCUCGCCCCACUAUCUGCCCCUGGGACUCCGAGGAUGGACAAAUAUAUACCCAGUCUCAAACUCAUUCAUAAUUCUUGGGAAAAAAACAACAGAAAUCCGUACAAAAAAAUCUGGAACAGUGCCCCUUUAAAGUAAUGUAUAAUUAAUGUAGCUG
This is a messenger RNA of Porites lobata, 5528 nucleotides long. NCBI's taxonomy places the organism in Eukaryota, Metazoa, Cnidaria, Anthozoa, Scleractinia, Poritidae. The record is from the annotation of a GenBank genome assembly.